AUGGAAAAGAGCCUUGGCUACGCCGUCCUUGCUCGUGUGAAGGCAGCUCCAAAAAAGGAACAUUGCUGUCUCCAUCUUAGCAGGCAGGCUAAAAGAGGCUUGCAAGACGUCUCUAUAACUCGCACUGGCAGACCGAUCAUCAGGAUACAAGGCGGCAGAUCCGCUCUUGGUGGCCACACAGCAACCGUCUUUGGAGCGACUGGCUUUCUAGGCCGGAACUUCUCUCUCGAAGAUGUUCAUGUCGAGGGUGCUGAGCGAAUAGCUGAGGCUGUAGCCAAGUACGACAUCGACCGCUUCAUACACGUAUCCUCAUACAAUGCCAACAAAAAUUCACCUUCGGAGUUUUUCCGAACCAAGGCUUGUGGGGAAGAAAUUGUCAUUGAUGUGGGGUCUGCGCUUUCGCAGAUGCUCGAGGACGACAGCACUGCUUCCGAAACGUAUGAGCUAUACGGCCCAUCCAACUACUCGAUGGCUGAAAUAGCCGAAAUUAUCGACAGUGAGAUUUACAAACGCCGGCGUCAUCUCAACGUCCCCAAGCGGAUCCUACAGCCUGUUGCCAAAUUCCUCAAUCAAGCAAUUUGGUGGCCAACCACAUCUGCAGACGAAGUAGAAAGAGAGUUUUUAGAUCAAGAGAUUGAUCCUAAAGCAAAGACGCUGGUGGACCUAAAUAUCACAGCCGGAGAGUUGAGGAAUUACACGUUUCACUAUUUGCAAGCCUACCGUAGCUCUGCAUUUUAUGAUUUACCGCCAGCAACGGAGCGGGAAAAGAGGGAAGACAAAAGGUUCUUGCACGUCAUUGAUGACCAGUAG
This is a messenger RNA of Bacidia gigantensis, 810 nucleotides long. RefSeq lists its product as uncharacterized. The coding region runs from base 1 to 810 and encodes 269 amino acids. Lineage: Eukaryota; Fungi; Ascomycota; Lecanoromycetes; Lecanorales; Ramalinaceae. Gene Ontology annotation, molecular function: protein-containing complex binding. Gene Ontology annotation, cellular component: mitochondrion. The record is from RefSeq and is a predicted model, not a curated record. The transcript is spliced from 5 exons.